AUGUCAAUCUUUAGUCCGCCUGAUCCCACUGCGUAUGCCUGGCAGCGUCAUGCAUCAGGCUCUUACCGUCGUCUGUCUCUGUCGUCUGAAUCGAUGUGGGUUUCCAAACCAAGGGAAGCGCGGCAUAUUUUCAUACUUGCCGAAUUAACCACGACGCAACCGGCAAAUGCUGAUACUAUCUUUGAUGCGGCGAAGAAGGCGUGGAGAAAACUGAGAUUUGAGGUUCCAGAACUUCAGUUGAGUAGUGUUUUUGAGAAUGAAAAUGCAUACUUGCAAUACGAGUGUCCCGAGUCUCAAAAAGUUGACACAUGGGUUAAGCAAACGACAUAUCUCGAGUCUUCUACCGAAGCACCUGACUUUAAGAGGUUAAGAGAUCUUUUCCUAUACAGAAGCAGAGAUAAUUUUUGUCCGGCUUCACUUUUGAUCUACUCUCAGUAUGAGAAUAGACAAAUUUUGGAUGUUUCCAAGAAGUUCUGGUGCAUGUUAAAUACCGAUCAUCUCAUCACUGAUGGAAUUGGAACCAGAGUUUUACUAGGGAAAUACCUUGAAGAGUUUUCAAAGUCUCUAGCAGCACCAAACUCAGUGGAAGAUACCAAGCUUCUCUGGGGUGAGACUUGGAAGAACCUCUCCCCGCCAUGGAUCACUAUCAUGAACAACAAACAGGAAUACUCUGGAAGAGGAUUCAAAGAACGAGUGUCUGCGAAUCAAGAGUACCUAUUUCACACACAGUCCCCCGAUCCAGGCAUUCCUCUAUGCUUGCCUAGCACCCACUCAACGCAAGAGAUCUAUUUCCUCACAUUAUCGCGCGAACAGACUACCGUUCUUCUGAAAGCUGUUAAAAGUCUCCCAACCACCAACCCAACUAAUAUCACCAGUCUAACUCAUGCCGCAAUGCUUGUAGCCAUGCUUCGUCUCAACCCAACACAACAACAACAUUUUUACUCGGCAUGCUGGCUUAAUGGACGUCGUUAUCUCAAGUCUUGCACUGGUAGGGACAUGACCAAGGAGUUUAUUCCAGUCUGCAUGUCGUUUGCGCCUAUCAUCUUUGAAGAUCUUACAAGUCUUACUGUUGAUAAAGAAGCCAGUAAAGAAGAGACUGGAACGGCAUUGCUUAAAGCAGUAGACCAAGCUAAUUCAGAAUAUAAGAAGCUAAGAGAAAAGGAAAGUAUUCUAAACGAGUUCGUCAGUAUUGCUAAUCAAAUUGGAAGAAGCAUAAGAAGCAAUCCUCCCAACCUUCAAGCACCAAUACCAAAAACAGCUGCACCGCUCUUCCUCUCAGACGGUCUAACAGACCAAUACAUCUCGCAUACCUACCCAAAAGACUCCUCCUCACCCGCACUCGUAGUUGACGAUAUCCAUUUUGCAGCCAACGCGGCUGAUGAAGUAAUCAUACGUCUAGCUAGGUUCCGCGGCUGUACCAGGCUCUCGGCCGAAUGGAAAAGUGAUUUAUUUGAUGGUGAUAUGGUAAGAGAGUUUUUGGGGGAUGUUAGGAGGGUUAUGUUUUCGAUUGUUGGGGAAGGAGAUGUGUGA
This is a messenger RNA of Glarea lozoyensis ATCC 20868, 1530 nucleotides long. RefSeq lists its product as uncharacterized. The transcript has 5 exons. The record is from RefSeq and is a predicted model, not a curated record. Gene Ontology annotation, biological process: mycotoxin biosynthetic process. NCBI's taxonomy places the organism in Eukaryota, Fungi, Ascomycota, Leotiomycetes, Helotiales, Helotiaceae. Gene Ontology annotation, molecular function: acetyltransferase activity. The coding region runs from base 1 to 1530 and encodes 509 amino acids.